Sciurus carolinensis (gray squirrel) is the source of this 1327-nucleotide messenger RNA. RefSeq names its product thyrotropin releasing hormone receptor (gene Trhr). Gene Ontology annotation, cellular component: membrane. Gene Ontology annotation, molecular function: thyrotropin-releasing hormone receptor activity. The record is from RefSeq and is a predicted model, not a curated record. The coding region runs from base 131 to 1327 and encodes 398 amino acids. The transcript is spliced from 3 exons. Gene Ontology annotation, biological process: phospholipase C-activating G protein-coupled receptor signaling pathway. Lineage: Eukaryota; Metazoa; Chordata; Mammalia; Rodentia; Sciuridae.
UACCACUUCAUCUACCCGGAAAAGCAGACAGUGCGAGAAAGGAAAAGGGGCUAGAACCACUGCGACAAAGGUGGGCACUGGAAAGAAGAUGUUUUAAGAAGUGCUUCAGAGGAACUUCGAGCCACGAAAGAUGGAGAAUGAGACUGUAAGUGAACUGAACCAAACCCAGCUUCAACCACACACCAUGGUGGCCCUAGAAUACCAAGUGGUCACCAUCUUACUUGUGCUCAUUAUCUGUGGUCUGGGCAUUGUGGGAAAUAUCAUGGUGGUCCUGGUGGUCAUGAGAACCAAGCACAUGAGGACCCCCACAAACUGCUACCUCGUGAGUCUGGCAGUGGCUGAUCUCAUGGUCCUGGUGGCUGCGGGCCUCCCCAACAUAACAGACAGUAUCUACGGCUCCUGGGUCUAUGGCUACGUUGGAUGCCUCUGCAUUACUUACCUCCAGUACUUGGGAAUUAAUGCAUCCUCCUGCUCAAUCACAGCCUUUACCAUUGAGAGGUACAUAGCAAUUUGUCACCCCAUCAAAGCCCAGUUUCUCUGCACAUUUUCCAGAGCCAAAAAGAUCAUCAUCUUUGUCUGGGCUUUCACCUCCAUCUACUGUAUGCUCUGGUUUUUCUUGCUGGAUCUCAACAUUAGCACCUACAAAGAUACCAUUGUGGUGUCCUGUGGCUACAAGAUCUCCAGGAAUUACUACUCACCUAUUUACCUAAUGGACUUUGGUGUCUUUUAUGUUAUGCCAAUGAUCCUGGCCACUGUCCUCUACGGGUUCAUAGCUAGAAUCCUAUUCUUAAAUCCCAUUCCUUCUGAUCCUAAAGAAAAUUCUAAGACAUGGAAAAAUGACUCAACCCAUCAGAAUAAGAAUUUGAAUUUAAAUACCUCUAACAGAUGUUUCAACAGCACAGUAUCUUCAAGGAAGCAGGUUACCAAGAUGCUGGCAGUGGUUGUAAUUCUGUUUGCCCUUUUAUGGAUGCCCUACAGGACUCUCGUGGUUGUCAACUCAUUUCUCUCCAGUCCUUUCCAAGAAAAUUGGUUCUUGCUCUUUUGCAGAAUUUGCAUUUAUCUCAACAGUGCCAUCAACCCAGUGAUUUACAACCUCAUGUCCCAGAAAUUUCGUGCAGCCUUCAGAAAGCUCUGCAACUGCAAGCAGAAGUCAAUAGAAAAGCCUGCUAACUACAGUGUGGCCCUAAAUUACAGUGUCAUCAAGGAGUCAGAUCACUUCAGCACAGAGCUUGAUGACAUCACUGUCACUGACACUUACUUAUCUGCUACAAAAGUGUCUUUUGAUGACACCUGCUUGGCUUCGGAGGUAACAUUUAGCCAAAGUUGA